AUGUCGAUGACGCCUUCACCUCCGACACCGACGACUCCACGUAAGCGCAGCUCUUCCAGCGAAGAUCUGGAGCCGCAUAGCAAGCGACAGAAGACCGAUACCCAGACACCCGUACCCGCCGCCGCCGCCACCGCUAAUGACGAGCCUUCAGUACCCUGCGCGACCAAGGUCACCAUCCCUUCUCUCGAUUACCAGGCGAAAAGCGGCCUAGAACGGAGUAUCGGAUUGGCACUGCAACAUGUAGGCUUUGAUGCCGCCACCCCGGAAGCCAUGGAAGGGUUUCUGGGAACGGUAGAAACCUACAUGGCCUCCUUCAUCGAAGAUCUCAAGCGCGUCGCCCUUUCCGCGCGGCGUGAGCAGCCAACACCGGCCGACUUCGAGUCCACGAUGCGACGCUUCACCCUCAAGACCAAGGCGCUCAAGCCCCAUAUCCGCCAUCCCGUGCCAAAAGCUAAACUCGAGACGGAAUACUUCAACCCAUUAGUUGAGGACCCAGACGCGUACACAACUUUACCACUCCUCGGCGAGGAGCUGAGUGGCAAGCCCGAAAAAGAAGCCAAGUCGUACAUCCCGAAAUCAUUUCCCGAUUUCCCAAGCAAACAUACCUACAAGUACACACCUCAAGAGGACGAUAGCGGACGGGACCCCCAGAAGACGAGAGAAGAGGCAGCAAAGGCGUCCAAGCAGGGAGAGGAGGCCCUCCGGGGCUUGGUGCGGGCGGCAAAGGUCCGAAAGCAAAAGGAGAUCAGGUCGUUAUCGGAGCGUGAUCCGAUGACCAAGGAGCGCUACUCACUCUGGGCAGCCGCUAUGGAGGGAUUUGUCAAGAAGGAAGGCGGCGCAACAGGGCAGCUCGAGAUUGCUGACCAUAGCAUGAUUGUCAACUCGGAUGCGCGGUAUCUGCGCAGGGAGGUGCAGCGGCAGAGCAAGCGAGCCGCUGGCCAAAGCUAG
Messenger RNA from Colletotrichum spaethianum, 948 nucleotides. Its product is annotated as transcription initiation factor TFIID subunit 9. The coding region runs from base 1 to 948 and encodes 315 amino acids. Gene Ontology annotation, molecular function: protein heterodimerization activity. The transcript has 2 exons. The record is from RefSeq and is a predicted model, not a curated record. Gene Ontology annotation, cellular component: transcription factor TFIID complex. Gene Ontology annotation, biological process: transcription initiation at RNA polymerase II promoter. Lineage: Eukaryota; Fungi; Ascomycota; Sordariomycetes; Glomerellales; Glomerellaceae.